ACGAAAACUCAACAAAAGAAAGCCGUGUCCAAGAGUUGUGUUCUAACAGACACCCCGGCAGCGAACACAACAUACCAACCAGCUAACUAACCCUAGUUAUUUAAUUUCUCACCUACAUCUAUCAAAAUAAGUAUCACAGGUAGUGUCAUUUAUUUCGCCAGCACUUCCUGGGAUUCUAAAGUAAAUCAAAGGCUCUUGUCAAUAGAGAAUGAAGCGCACCAAUGCCAGGAGGGUGAAAGAAACGUACUUCUAUGGGGAACACAAGACCAUAGACGCAAUGCGAGAUCGGGAGGAUCUUCCUUGUUGUUUCAGCAUCAUAAAUAACUUUCCCCAGCUCCCAGAAAUAGAGUUUCAUAUUUCCAAAGUAGUACAUGUCACCACUAAGUCUGGCUUGGAAGGAAUCUUGAAAUCAGGGGGGUUUCAGGGAUUUAAGGGGGGGUUUCAUGGACAUGAUCCACAUCUCCUAUGGUGGGGUUUGGCUAUUGAAGAUGCGGACAUCCAAAUUGCAGAGGACCGAUUCCUGGAAAAGAAAGCCUUGCAGAAGAGCAUGCAGGAACCCUUCCUAACCAAAUUCACUACCUCACCAGCAUUCCAGAUGGACAAAUCUCGUUAUGGGAACUUUAAGUUUACUUUCAGUCUGGGGGACAUGUUGCAGAUGUACAGGGAGCAGAUUUGUGGUGGAGAUGGGCCGGUAAUGAGAGUUUAUGGGACUACUGUUUACAAACAAGAGAUCAUGUACACUGUGAUUGUCCACAGCCCCAGUGUGACGGAGUUUGACCAGUACCCAGAUCUUAACGAAUGUGGGAAUGAUGCUGUUUGUAUAUUUAACAACAACAACAUUGUUUGGCGGGCACAAGCAUUGUCAGAAACUCAUUAUUUUAAGCCUGUAACUCACGACGAAAGGCCAGACAUUAUAGAAGCAGAGGAGAUUGUUCAUUUGCAAGGAAGGGCAGUUGUCUGGGACCAUGUGAACGUGGCGUUUCAUGUGCCACAAGGCCAAACACUGAGACUAGACAAGAAGAGCCUUAUCCAAAACCUCACUGCCUGUGAGGCUGCUGACCCAUUCAUUGGGCGGUGGUGUGCAAACAAAUACCUAAGACGUCCAUGCACGUGUUGUCCUUGUACCCUCCAAGAGGCCCAAAGUAUAGUUGCGCAGUUAAAAGUAGAGUAAAGACAGGAACAAACAAGUUAAAUCAGUCAGAUCAUUUACCGUAAAAUGAUAUACUUUGUACUAUGAGUCAACAAAUGAAAUCAAUCAAAAUACAGUGUAGAUGUUUUAUUCAAUUCAAUCUUGCAUUUUCCAUUUAACCUCCUUCUGAUACAAUGUGUUUUUGAUUCAACCUUGGAACUAAUUAGUUGUUACAUAUUGACAGACAUGACGAGCAUGGUUUAAUCAGCUGAAAAUCAUGUGUCUUAUCGAUGUUAAAGUAGACAUUUAUAGCCAUUAUAAAAGCUAAUAAUCCUUUACUGAGCUGAGCCCUUCUCUGGAUAUCAUGUACAGUGUUUGUAUAUUGCUGCUUUAUUGCUGCUGUAUGAGCACCAACCAGGAGGUCAGACAUGAAGCAUACAAUGUACUUUACUGCACGCCCACAGAUGGUCACUAGGUUGUGGUUUAUUCUCAUUAUUCAGCACAAGUUCUUUUGGUACCACUAGGGUGCAACAAAGCUCCAAAUACGUUUAUACAAGACACAUUGAAUGAUCUAUCUUCAAGUUACCACAAUGUCUAUUUCCUUUACAUAGACAUUCACCACCUUUCCAUCUUGAUUCCUACUCAGCCCUUUCAGCUAGUCACCUUUGAAGAGGUCUGUCCUUAAACCACUGAUCGGUUAACAAUAAGAUAAUGAUGACUUUAUUACUUUUAUUCUGUUUGUAAUGUUCUGAAUAUAAUAAACAAUGUUUGAUCUAUACCUUGCUAUAUUAAGUUGAUGAGCACAUAACCCUUGGUUAUGUCCAGGAGAGAAAUAUGCCUAUCUAUUAAUUAUGUUUUUUUGUAUCAUUGAUAAACUGUCAUUAUGCUGUUUUCUUAUGCCUGCAUAGCCAUAAGUUAGUUCUUUGUAAGGUGUGACUAGGAAAGGCCUGUGUCACUAAUGUAAGUCAGAGGUCACAAUAUUGCCAAAGUGUAUAAUGCCAUGCAACUUUGAAUGAGGAAAAUAGAAGGAACAUCAAGGCCAUUUCUAGGAGCCCUAUCUAAAGACCUAAACAAAAGCUAUCUAGAACACAGUCCUUUUUCAGUGCCUGUGAAUGCUAUGCUAAUCAUUUUGUAUCCUCUCAUAUUGUGAUACCAUAUACUCCCUUGAUUUGCUGUAUUCAUGGUGCAGUCCUCUGAGAUGCUCAACUUGAGUGUAUCAGACAGCUGCACCUUACAGAUCUGUAAUAAAUACGUUGAUUUUGUCUUGAA
Molecule: messenger RNA, 2398 nt
Organism: Osmerus eperlanus (European smelt)
Lineage: Eukaryota; Metazoa; Chordata; Actinopteri; Osmeriformes; Osmeridae
Exons: 1
Coding region: 209-1171 (320 amino acids)
Source: RefSeq, a predicted model, not a curated record